Molecule: messenger RNA, 1155 nt
Organism: Oryza sativa Japonica Group (Japanese rice)
Lineage: Eukaryota; Viridiplantae; Streptophyta; Magnoliopsida; Poales; Poaceae
Product: vacuolar protein sorting-associated protein 32 homolog 2
Biological process (GO): late endosome to vacuole transport via multivesicular body sorting pathway; vesicle budding from membrane
Cellular component (GO): multivesicular body; cytoplasmic side of plasma membrane; ESCRT III complex
Source: RefSeq, a predicted model, not a curated record
UGAGAUGACCAUGGCCGGCUCAGGCCACCGCAGAGACAAGAGGAGUCGGAGCCGCAGCCAGCCAGUGCACUAGGGUCUAGGGCGACUCGCCGAGGUUGUUAACAGCGCAUCCGGACCGGACUUGUUCUUCUUCCGCGGGCGGCGCAGCGGAGGCCUCAGGCUUGUGCGGCUGUACGGCUCCGUCACUCAAUGCGGUGCUAGCCACUUAGCCAGCCAGUAGCCAAGGUCAAGGCUAUCGUCACCCGAGAUUGAAGAUCAAGUGAGUGUUACAAGAAGAUGCUGAAGAAACUGCUAUCAAAGCCCAAGAGCAAGAAGAAGAAGGAGGCUGCCUCCUCUGCCCUCCCCACUUUGGAUAGGCUUCAUGAGACUCUAGAAAUGCUGGAGAAGAAAGAGUGUUUCCUUCAGAAAAAGGCUUCUGCAGAAGUCGAAAGAGCUAAGGACUAUACAAAAGCUAAGAACAAAAGCGCUGCAAUUCAAUGUCUAAAGAAAAAGAAGUUGUAUGAAACACAGAUUGAGCAGCUAGCAAACUUCCAAUUACGGGUUCAUGAUCAGAUAAUAAUGCUUGAGAGUGCAAAGGCAACCACAGAUACUGUUGAUGCUUUGCGCUCUGGAUCAUCUGCUGUCAAAGCUAUUCACCAGUCAGUGAGUAUCGAUGACAUUGAAAAUGCCAUUGAAGAGGCAAAUGAACACACAGAGAAUAUGAGGCAGAUACAGGAGGCCCUUGCAACACCAAUUGGCGCUUCUGCUGAUUUUGACGAGGAUGAGCUAGAAGCAGAGCUGGAAGAUCUAGAGGAGGAAGAGCUCGAGAAUGAUCUGCCUGAACCACCUCAGAGGACAAGUAUGGAACCUUCAGCGAGAGUUACGACUACUCAACCAGCCAAUGAUUUGGCUGAACUGACCAAACUUCAAGCAGAGAUGGCGCUUUGACCGCAGUUUGGACGGAAUUGUCUGUAUUUUGCUGACAUCCUGUUUGUGUAGUGUACUCGUUUUUUAACAUGUUGUAAAUUCAGUUUGCUGUAGAAAAAGCCCUUCCUUUUAUGCUAAUCACUGUGUUUCUUCUUCGCUGUUACCCUGUUGCCAGCACGCAUGAUAUUUUGCUGGUGUUUCGUGUUUGUAGCAUGGCAUACAAGCGCGACGCCAUAAAUGAGUAGAAAA